This is a messenger RNA of Ornithorhynchus anatinus (platypus), 2249 nucleotides long. It is a transcript of the gene FGF13, whose product is annotated as fibroblast growth factor 13. Lineage: Eukaryota; Metazoa; Chordata; Mammalia; Monotremata; Ornithorhynchidae. Gene Ontology annotation, molecular function: growth factor activity; fibroblast growth factor receptor binding. Gene Ontology annotation, biological process: cell differentiation; positive regulation of protein phosphorylation; regulation of cell migration. The transcript is spliced from 6 exons. The record is from RefSeq and is a predicted model, not a curated record. Gene Ontology annotation, cellular component: cytoplasm. Bases 239 to 1006 code for a protein of 255 amino acids.
AGGCGAGAGGAUUCCUCCUGCGGAUGCCCAAGAUCUGCUGUUUCUCCUUCACCCUCUUUCCUUUCCUCCCUUCUCUUGUGUAGGCAGCGGCGGAGGUGGUGGGGAAAGCGGAUUCCUCACUGGAGAGAGAGAGAGUAAUUUUUGCUGUCAGGAUUUGCCUUCCUAAAGACUCCAAGUCCGGCCGGAUCUACGAGGGCUCCGGUCUCCUGGGGGAAAUUUUACAAUCAAACUGGGAUCUAUGAGUGGAAAGGUGAUCAAGACCAAAGAAGAGAAAGAUGCUUCAAAGGUUCUGGAUGACGCUCCCCCUGGCACACAGGAGUACAUUAUGUUACGGCAAGAUUCCAUCCAAUCAGCGGAAUUAAAGAAAAAAGAGUCCCCUUUUCGUGCAAAGUGUCACGAAAUCUUCUGCUGCCCUCUGAAGCAAGUGCACCACAAAGAGAACACAGAGCCGGAAGAGCCUCAGCUUAAGGGUAUAGUAACAAAACUAUACAGCAGGCAAGGAUUCAACUUGCAGCUCCAAGCAGAUGGAACAAUUGAUGGCACAAAAGAGGAAGACAGUACGUACGCUUUGUUUAACCUCAUUCCCGUGGGUCUACGUGUGGUGGCCAUUCAAGGGGUUCAAACAAAAUUAUAUUUGGCCAUGAACGGUGAAGGAUACCUGUACACAUCAGAACAUUUUACACCCGAAUGCAAGUUCAAAGAAUCAGUUUUUGAAAAUUACUAUGUGACAUAUUCUUCAAUGAUAUACAGACAGCAGCAAUCAGGCAGGGGUUGGUAUUUGGGCCUCAACAAAGAAGGCGAAAUCAUGAAAGGAAAUCAUGUGAAGAAAAACAAACCUGCAGCACACUUUCUUCCAAAGCCAUUAAAAGUGGCUAUGUACAAAGAACCCUCCCUACAUGAUCUCACAGAGUUUUCACGGUCUGGAAGUGGGACCCCGACAAAAAGCAGAAGUGUUUCGGGAGUGUUGAACGGCGGGAAAUCCAUGAGUCAGAACGAAUCAACGUAGCCAGGUGAAGGCAAGUCAAGUGCUCUGUAAUGGAACCUUACCUCCGGAUGCAGUCGAAUUCUUAAUAGCAGCAGUCUUUCAUCCAAAUGUUCAAUUUUUCAGGACAAGCCACUGAACUUGCAUAGGUCACUCUCUUAUAUCAGCCAUUAGAUCUUCUGGUUAUCGAUGGAUAUACCCCAAUAAUGUAAAAUAUGCUUGUGCAUAUCACAAGGCACCUGGAUAGCCAGCAAAACCUAACUGCGGAAAAAAAAAUCCCGGAGGAGGAAUGUUCAGCUCUCUAUCUUGCCUAUGCUUUGUGGGAAACAAAACAGGAACAUUUCACAGCACUCACUGCUGAUAAGAAUUUGCUUUCCAACCAAGAAAAUCAAAAGACCACUUUUGCUCUUCAAAGGAAAUUUUAAGGCUUAUAUGUUUUAUAGGGGCAAACAAAUACAACAAAUAAUGUAAAAUCUGUUGUUUUCUUGGCUUACUGUUUUAUAUCUAAGCUUGAUAAAAAUGUAUUCUUUAAUUUGGAAUAGUGCAACUUUUUGAUUUCUGAACUCCAAUGGGUCUUUAAAGCUCUGACUUUAAAAUGAAAUAAAAGAAAUUCAGGGUUGGAACUGAGUUGGCAUCUCAGGCUCAAGUUAACAGUGUUCUUGUGAUUUUAACACACUGAAAUAUCAAUUUUUAUAGAUUUGUAGUAUCCCGAUAAAGGUCUUGUGCUGAACCCAGUAUGUAGGAAUUGAGUUGUUUUGUCAACCCAAGUCAGUGGAAGAUAACAAUAUGGAUAUGUUUAUCCUCCAACGUAGAUUUCUCUUAGUUCCAUUUUAUGUAUCAUGUUAGACUAUUGUUGUGGCUUUUUUUUCUAAAGACAGAGACUGUGGAAUUAAGGUGAUGUCAGUUUUUUAUAAGAAAUGUCUUAUUUGUAUAGUCCUUUCACUGUACUGGGCACGUGAUUAUUGUGUACAAGGAAAUGUUAGGACAGGUUUCCCCUAAACAACAUAUACUUAAACAUGCUAUUGGAAAAUUGUUUAAAAUUGAGUUAGGUUUCCAUUUAGGUCAUCAUAUCUGUUGCAUGGGAGAAAGUUGGGAUCUUGGCAUAGAGUUGCAUGAUGUGUAAGAUUUUGUGCAUUAAUCAUUGUUGAAUUCUGUGCUCCAAAACUGACAUAGCAUGUACAGGCAGUUUUCUGUCUUGUACCAAAAUUGUUUAUUAUUUGUUGUAUACACAACCAUGCACUGAAUAAACUAUUUAUAUUAAGAUGGA